This is a messenger RNA of Opisthorchis viverrini, 444 nucleotides long. RefSeq lists its product as hypothetical. The coding region runs from base 1 to 444 and encodes 147 amino acids. NCBI's taxonomy places the organism in Eukaryota, Metazoa, Platyhelminthes, Trematoda, Opisthorchiida, Opisthorchiidae. The transcript has 2 exons. The record is from RefSeq and is a predicted model, not a curated record.
AUGUACCUAUCGAAUCUCAUGGUCGCCAAAAGGAAGUUUGAUAUAAAAUGCUCGGCAAACACUAAAUCUGGCCAGUGCAGUUCACGAAUAAACGUUUGCAGUGCCUCCAACUUCCAUAAAAGUUCACUGGACGUUACUGGGGCAGGAUUGGAGGAAAAACCAGGACCGCUGGUGGCCGCAGCAGUUGCAGCGCUUGCAGCUGCGGUAGCUGCAGCCAUGAGGCCACCUCCUGCUCGUCCGGCAGCGGUUGCAGCGUUGGCGGCUCCGGACACUGCGCCAGAAACAAGGGAUCCCAUGUUUGUCAGAGCACUCACAUUCCCCAAGGCAGUCGCUGCGAAACCGGAACCACUAGCUGUGCUAGUGGGGGCGGCAGGCGUUUCUGUUGCAGAACUAUCCAUGACACCGAUGGACUGGGCAAUAGAGGUUUCCAUCAAAUCCACGUAA